This is a messenger RNA of Neoarius graeffei (lesser salmon catfish), 2145 nucleotides long. Its product is annotated as aldo-keto reductase family 1 member D1-like. Gene Ontology annotation, cellular component: cytosol. Bases 395 to 1375 code for a protein of 326 amino acids. The transcript has 9 exons. Gene Ontology annotation, molecular function: aldose reductase (NADPH) activity; Delta4-3-oxosteroid 5beta-reductase activity. Lineage: Eukaryota; Metazoa; Chordata; Actinopteri; Siluriformes; Ariidae. Gene Ontology annotation, biological process: bile acid biosynthetic process. The record is from RefSeq and is a predicted model, not a curated record.
GUUCAACAAUGUCGAAAGUGGGAACUGAUAUGAUUGAUAAAACAAAAGAUGGAAGAACUUAAAAAGUUUAGUUUAUUCAUGCUUUCUUGUUUGUUAAAUCUGAAUUUCAGAAGACUCCUGACCGGCUGUAAGUCCACCCCAUUGUUUUUGUUAUCAGUAUGGGUUAUUUAAAGUCCUUAUUAUUCACUUUCCGCUAUGUCCCGCCUCUCAGCAGGGUUAACGUCCACAAGUCAAUAAGAGGAGUAUUACUGAUUAACCAGUGAACAUUAUGUUCAUGUGGGUUUCCUUGCAGAACUGGUUUUUAUACUGUCCUUGCUAAGCUUGGCUCUUCUGAGUGUGAUUUUAGAUUAGUGCAUUUCUAAUAACAGUCUGGUUCGAAAGCUCUUGAGAAACAAUGGAGCUGACAGCUAAAAGUCACUCUGUCACUAUGAAUAAUGGGUUGAAAAUCCCUCUUAUGGGGAUAGGAACUUAUGGAGACCCUCGGACGACUCCCAAAGGAACCGCAUAUAACGCAGUCAAGCUGGCCAUCGAGGUUGGAUACAGGCACAUCGAUGGAGCUUUGGUGUACUUCAAUGAGCACGAAGUUGGCCAAGCUAUCCGAGACAAAAUUGCUGAUGGAACCGUGAAAAGAGAGGACAUUUUCUAUUGCGGAAAGUUAUGGAACACGUUUCAUCCUCCUGAGCUUGUAAGACCAGCACUAGAGCGAACUCUCCAAACUCUGCAGUUGGACUACGUGGAUCUCUACAUCAUCGAACUCCCCAUAGCUUUUAAGCCAGGAGAUAUUUUCUAUCCAAAAGAUGAGAAUGGCAGGUGCAUUUACCAUUAUACAGACCUUUGUGCCACAUGGGAGGCAUUAGAAGCCUGUAAAGAUGCAGGGCUGGUAAAAUCUCUUGGAGUGUCGAACUUCAAUAAGCGGCAACUGGAGCUGAUCCUGAAUAAGCCAGGUCUAAAGUACAAACCCGUAUCGAAUCAGAUUGAAUGCCACCCUUACUUCAGUCAGCCUAAAAUGAUGGAAUUUUGUAAGCAGAAUGAAAUCAUCAUUGUUGGAUACAGUCCUCUCGGAACAUCCAGAGACCCAUCUUGGGUGAAUUUAAAGUGUCCCCCUUUGCUGGAGGAUGGGCUUCUGGUGUCCAUUGCUAAAAAGUAUAAGAAGACCACAGCACAGGUUGCGCUUCGAUUCAAUGUGCAGCGAGGUGUGGUGGUCAUUCCCAAGAGUUUCAGCCCAAAGCGCAUCAAGGAGAACUUUGAGAUAUUUGACUUCUCUUUGACUGACGAUGAAAUGAAAGCAAUUGAAGGCCUUAACAAGAACAUUCGCUUUGUGGAGCUUCUUAUGUGGAGUGAUCAUCCCGAAUAUCCAUUCCAUGAAGAAUAUUAAAGCAGUUUUAUAUGAGCAACACAAAUGAACAACAGUGUAUGAUAUGAAGGUGAUAUCUUUUGUUAACAAUUAUCAUCAUACUUGUAUUAUUUCAGUGUAACAUACAGUAUUUCUGUAAUAUUUAAGAGAAGAUGCACACAAAAAUUGAGCAAAUUCGCAAAAUCAUGGCCACAGCUCCAAACUUAACCUAUGCUCAUUUUAAGUUUAUAGGACAAUAACCAUGUGUUGUCAAAGGUUCUGGGGUUUGUUUCUCGAUUCCGGUUGAUUUUUGCGUAAAAAUCGAGAAUUUUGAUUUGGCCUGUCCGAGGCCUGAAAUUCAGGCAGAAUCCGACGGCCUAAUAAUAAAAUGGAGUGUUUGAUCAAAAUCAGUUUGUCUACCAUUAAAAUAACAUAUACCUCUUAUAAAACGGAUAUCUAGCACUUCAUCAAGGCCAAAUUUCUAGAUUAAAAUAAUCUCUGUGACAGUGAUUGAGAGCAUUCUUUUCUACCCAACUGGCAGCUCAGCGAUUUAGGGUUUAAGUUUAAACCGAAUUUUCGAAAAUGGCUCAUCCACCACAUGACUCCAAAUUCAAGUUUGCUGAUCUGUGGAUAUGAUAUAUUAACGCCAUGAAAAAAUUUGUCUGGAUAUUUUACAGAGCGGGCGGCACGGUGGUGUAGUGGUUAGCGCUGUCGCCUCACAGCAAGAAGGUCCUGGGUUUGAGCCCCGGGGCCGGCGAGGGCCUUUCUGUGUGGAGUUUGCAUGUUCUCCCCGUGUCCGCGUGGGUUUCCUC